GCGGCGGGCAGCGCGCUGGCCUUUCCCUUGGGAAGCGCCGCAGACACGUCCCCGUGGAACGCCGUGAGGGCGGGGGGAGCUCUUUGGGCGGCAUUUUUUGGGCAGAAACGCAGGGUUUCAAUGUUGGUUUUUAGGGGGGGGAGAGAGGAUCGGUGUUUUUUUGUUGUUGUUUCUCUCGAGUUGCUCUCCCGAGUGUCGCUCCGACAAGGGUGCAGUGAUGUCCCCGGGAAUAAAUACCCAAAGGAGUCUUUUCUGAAGGCGCGUCCUUGAGAUCGGGAGUGGGAGCGAAGAGCAGCGGCUGCGGAGCCGCGAGGCAGCACGCUGGCGGCUCGCGGUGCCCGGCCGCCGUAGUAGCGAGCGGCUCCUUCGGUGGUUGGGCUGGGGAGCGCUGGGCUCCUCCUCCUCUUCCCCCCCAAGCCGUGCACAGCCGGGUAUGUGGCUGACUAGUCUCCCCCCGUGUCUUUCUUUUCCAUGGGUAUACACACCGAGACUCGCACAUGACAGUACUUCGGCGCGAGAGCCGGUGCAUCGCCAGGAGGGCUGUGCUUCCACUCCUGGCACGCACACACACACAGAUACACGCUGCUGCUGCUGCUGCCGCCGCUGGAAGUCUUUCUACACAGGGAUUAGCAGCCGCCUGCCUCCCUCCUCUCUUUCUUCUCCUUUUCCUUCCCUCUCUCCUUUCCCACAAACGCUUGACUAACGGACGGCGGGCAGAAAAAAGCCAAAGUUCAUAAAACAUCACGAGGGUCAUAUUGUUCAGGAUUUCGAAGAGCCAUCAUUUACCUUUGCGGAUACAAGUAAACGUACAAUGGUGUCCCGACCAUCUGCUCAAGCUGCUUGAGAACAAUCUUCUGUGCAAAUGGCAUGAAAGAACAGUCGAGCAUCAAAUAUUGAAACUGACGUCUGAAUUAAAAAGUGUGCAAAAAUUCUCUUCCCUCUUUAACUAUUGAAACAAACGAAAAUGGAAAUCUGACUAAAGGAGGCCUUUCCCUGAGAUCUGCCUGCUGCAUAGCCAUACAUAUUAGAUGACUUUGGGACUUGCAUUACAUCAGCGAUGAAGGGUUUAUCUAGCAGCCGUAGUCAUCAUCAUGGGGUUACCUGUGACCCUCCGUGUGAUAGCCUGCCACAUCACUCGGACAGGAAGCCAUAUUUGUUAAACCCGGUGGACCCCCACCCUGCAGACCACCCCUACUACACUCAAAGGAACUCUUUUCAGGCAGAGUGCAUGGUGCCCUACAAUGAUCAGAUUGCCAGCAGCACGUUCCCUCGGAGACACUAUAACUCCCACCACGAACUCAAGGACGAGUGUGCUCUGGUUCCCCAUGGAACUGCCAACAAGACUAACCGCAUUCCUGCCAACCUUUUGGACCAGUUUGAGCGGCAGCUGCCUCUGAAUCGGGAUGGCUACCAUACUCUGCAGUACAAGCGGACUGCCAUGGAGCACCGCAGUGACAGCCCAGGGAGGAUCCGGCACCUGGUUCAUUCUGUCCAAAAGCUCUUUACCAAGUCCCAUUCACUGGAAGGACCAUCCAAGGGGAGCAUUAAUGGGAGUAAAGCGAGUCCAGAGGAGUCACAAACGAUGAGGUAUGGGAAGCGCAGCAAGAGUAAAGAAAGGCGAUCAGAAGGUAAGCCCAGAUCCAGUGCGUCAGGAUGGUGGAGUUCAGAUGACAACUUGGACAAUGAUGUUUGCAUUUAUCAUGGUCCCAGUGGGGUAAUGACCAUGGGAAGAUGCCCUGAUCGUUCUUCUUCCCAAUACUUUAUGGAAGCCUAUAACACUAUUAGUGAACAUACUGUGAAGUCAUCCAGAAGCAAUAAUGAUGUCAAAUGCUCUACCUGUGCUAACCUGCCUGUGAAUUUGGACUCCCAGUUAAUGAAGAAAAGCUCUUGGUCCUCUACAUUAACCGUGAGCAGAGCCCGUGAAGUUUACCAGAAAGCAUCGGUUAACAUGGAUCAGACAGUGGUGAAGGCAGAGACGUGUCAACAGGAACGGUCAUGUCAGUACCUCCAGGUUCCUCAAGAUGAAUGGUCUGGAUACACUCCACGAGGCAAAGAUGAUGAGAUUCCCUGCCGGCGGAUGCGUAGUGGCAGUUACAUCAAAGCCAUGGGGGAUGAUGACAGUGGAGACUCAGACACAAGUCCGAAGCCAUCUCCAAAGAUUGCUGCACGGAGAGAGAGCUAUCUCAAGGCCACCCAGCCAUCCCUUACAGAGCUCACCACCCUCAAGAUAUCCAGUGAACACUCGCCAAAGCUUCAGAUCCGGAGCCACAGUUACCUGAGGGCAGUGAGCGAAGUCUCAAUCAACAGGAGCUUGGACAGCCUGGACCCUGCAGGGCUGCUGACAUCCCCCAAGUUCCGCUCACGCAAUGAGAGCUACAUGAGAGCCAUGAGUACCAUCAGUCAGGUGAGUGAGAUGGAGGUGAACGGUCAGUUUGAGUCCGUCUGCGAAUCAGUGUUCAGUGAGCUUGAGUCUCAGGCAGUGGAGGCCCUGGACCUGCCAAUGCCGGGCUGCUUCCGUAUGAGGAGCCACAGCUAUGUAAGAGCCAUUGAGAAGGGCUGCUCCCAAGAUGAUGAGUGCAUAUCACUGCGGUCGUCUUCUCCCCCGCGAACAACCACUACAGUGAGGACCAUCCAGAGCAGUACUGUGUCAUCCUGCAUUACUACCUAUAAGAAGACACCGCCUCCAGUCCCACCGAGAACUACCACCAAACCAUUUAUCUCUAUCACAGCCCAGAGCAGCACAGAGUCUGCCCAAGAUGCGUAUAUGGAUGGGCAUGGACAGAGGGGAGAUAUCAUCAGUCAGUCUGGACUUAGCAACUCCACAGAGAGUUUGGACAGUAUGAAGGCACUGACAGCAGCUAUUGAAGCUGCUAAUGCACAGAUCCAUGGCCCAGCAAGUCAACAUGUAGGGAACAACACUGCCACUGUCACCACCACCACAACCAUUGCCACCGUUGCAGUAGAAGAUAGAAAGAAGGACCACUUCAAGAAAAACAGAUGCUUAUCUAUCGGAAUACAGGUUGAUGGUGCUGAAGAAACUGCCAAACUAGGUGAAAAUAAAGCAACCAGUAAGUUCCAGUCCAUAGGAGUGCAAGUUGAGGAGGAGAAGUGCUUUCGCAGGUUUACACGAUCUAAUAGUGUAACAACAGCUGUGCAAGCAGACCUGGAUUUCCAUGAGAACUUUGAAAUAAUCGACCCUCAAGAGGACAAUUUGUGUUCUGGACAAAUAUCAAGACAAUUUUCACGAGAUGCAAGCACCUCUACCGUUAGCAUACAAGGGUCAGGAAACCAUUACCAUGCGUGUGCCGUGGAUGAUGACUUUGAGACAGAUUUUGACCCGUCUAUUUUACCUCCUCCUGACCCCUGGAUUGACUCUAUCACUGAAGAUCCCCUGGAAGCUGUUCAAAGGUCAGUGUGCCCACGAGAUGGCCACUGGUUUCUGAAGCUACUGCAGGCAGAGAGAGACCGUAUGGAGGGCUGGUGCCAACAGAUGGAGAGAGAAGAACGGGAAAACAACUUACCUGAGGACAUUCUAGGGAAAAUCCGAACUGCAGUAGGCAGUGCCCAGCUCCUAAUGGCCCAGAAAUUUUACCAGUUCAGAGAACUUUGUGAAGAAAACCUGAAUCCUAAUGCACAUCCACGGCCAACCUCCCAGGAUUUAGCAGGGUUUUGGGAUAUGCUGCAGUUAUCCAUAGAAAAUAUUAGUAUGAAAUUUGAUGAACUUCAUCAGUUAAAGGCCAAUAAUUGGAAACAGAUGGAUCCUCAUGACAAGAAGGAGAGAAGGGUCCCUCCUCCAGUGCCAAAGAAGCCAUCGAAAGGUCAGGUGCCGCUCAUCCGGGAACGCUCUCUGGAGAGCUCGCAGCGUCAGGAGGCCCGCAAGCGGCUGAUGGCUGCCAAGCGCGCGGCGUCCGUCCGGCAGAACUCAGCCACCGAAAGCGCCGAGAGCAUUGAGAUAUACAUCCCCGAAGCCCAGACCAGGCUAUGAAGGGAUCCGACCAGGAGGACUCUCUCUGGCAAGACAAGUCUCCUGUACAAUCUGCCCCUCUAGGCUCCUGCUCCAGGUCACCGCCACCAAGUACUUGUACCUCCUCCUCCCUCUGCUCCCCCCCUCUCCCUGCUCUCUGUACGCAGUCCCGGUGACCCCGAUGAAUCCCACCACCGUGCCGUAGUUGUCGGUUCUCCGAGAGAUGUCCUCUAACCACCCUUGCUUCCUGAAGGUUUGCCCAUGUCACCAUGAUGCUUUGUCACAUGUACUGAUGCUGCCACCUCGCCUCAUGUAAACGAGUACGAUCCUUUUUCUGUUUGAAGUGAAUAAAUGCGGCGCUCGGAUCCCCAUGCACACGCGCACCUGUACAGUAGGCUCCAUUUAACCCACCCAUGACCUUUAGUCGAUCUAAAGCUAGCCUGUUACCUAGUGUACAGCAAUAUCCAACCGCAGGGGAUUUUGGAAAUUUCAGUCACGCAGGGUGAUCCUUUUGGACUCUGCCGUCUUCCUCUAAAAGAUGAAAGGAGCUAUGACUCGGAUUCCCCUUUUUUUUAUUGCUUUUUUUUUUUUUUUUUUUUAAAAAAAAAAGCAGAUGGCGCACUUUAUUCUAAACCUCCAAAUCACACCUUCUCACCUGAUUUUAAGGAGUCACCAAGGGGGGAGAGCAGUCGGGGUGGGAGCGGGGAGGAGGGUAAAAACACAGACCUGGGGGUGAGAAAUGAAAGCGUAUCCCGCAGAUGGGAUGGUGAGGGAUAGAAAGAUCCCAAGGAAAGAUGCCUGCACACUCACAGCUGCACAAACUGCCUCAUUUUUAUUUCAUCAAUCACUACUUAAACAUUUCAAUCAGCAGAAGAUUGUAAAUUCGAUCUUCCAGGGAAAUAAUCUAUUUUGAAAGGCAAUAAAAGAGUGAAAAGGAAGGAAAUAAGAAGCAAGGACAGUUGAAGAUAAUAUAAAAGAAGGAUUUUCUUGUCCAAGUAUUAAGAAUUUUUAAAAUUGUACUGUAUUGUCAAUUCCUCUUGUAUUGUAUUGUAUGGAUUAUAUUGGUUAAAAAAAAAAAAAAAAAAAAAAAAAAAAAAAAAGCUUGUUUCAUUGAUGUCUUACUCUUGGUGGGAUGAUCCGAUCUCACACAUACACACAGCCACACACCAACACCUGUCAGCCACUUGUACGCGGAGCCUGCCGUGCUCUUCUAGGCGAGGCGUUGCAUUAUCCACAGCCAGUUUAUGCUACCGUGCAGACUGCUCCUCACCAUGCAGUCCAUAUCUAGGUGUAAGGUUCUAAAACAGUCUCCUCCUGAUAGUAUAAAGUACCACCCGACUAAGAACAAUAAAGUAUUUUUCACAAGUUAUGGGAUCGGUAUGAACUUAAUUUUGUUCCAUGACAAGCCUUCCUUCCCCUGCUUCUGCCAUUGUUUCACAGUCACAAAAAAUAUGCAUCCCAAGUAGUCCAUUAAUACUGGGGGUAAAUCGUAGACAAUAGGGCUGGAGAGGAGCGAGGCUCUCAGCCUGGCCUCCUCCAGCCCAGGCGGGGGCUGCUGCUCCUGCAUACUGGCGGUCAGGCGCUGGGCACACCACCCCAGGAAGGCCUUGUGCCAACAGCAGGAAAGCCAGGCAAGCUGCACACAGCACAUUGGGCACACGUGUGGGUGGGUGGCUGGGUGCGACUCGUGCCUCCCUGCUUUCUGCUGGUAACAGAGGGUUUGGCCAGUGCAACUGUGCCCAGGGUCCCAGGAGCAAAGUUCUCAUGACCCUGCACUAUCUUUGCCUCCAUGAGGGAACCCACGAAGGAAGGUGGUGGCUCUCCACUCCCGCUGGGGAUAGGCCUAGGGACAGCUGCCCUGGUGGUGCAACAUGGUGUGCACGGUGGCCCCAGACCAGUGCGGGCUGCCUGUGCCCUUCACUGUAACAGCUGGGCUGGCCUGACCAGGUCUCACCAUAGUGCUGGCAUCAUUCUGCCACUUGCGCUUCAGAGCACUGAAAAUUGUCGUCGACGAGCAAAGCUCUUGCUAAAAGUAUUCUUUGAGGUCAUGCCAGACAGCUUCUUUUCCUACGACAUCAUAGCCAGGUGCUAAUUUAAUUUUACUGAAGAAAAUAAGAGAGGUAAUAGGUUCUGGCACCAGGUAUUUUCACGAAAGCAUACUAAAACCACUAGAGAAUUUGCUACCUCUCAAAGCCAUUGAUAUCUGAGCUAUGUCUUUAUAAACAGGGCACAACUACUUACUGCUGUGGUUUACAAGAUAAGGGCUAAUAAUUUAAUAUAUAAAAGACUUUUAACUAGAGUAAUUGGAAAUCCAGUGUAACCCUAGAGUGCUUUGUGUUAUAGGAGCUUGGAAAGGCUUGACCCUCUCAGCACCCAAAUACCUGUGUGUUUGCUAGUUUUGAAACACUCCAUCUGACUUUGAGCAGUAAUGAAAUAACACCGUGUUUGCAGUAUGUAAUAGUGCCAACUGCCACUUUGAGCAUAUCAUCACGUUAAGCAUUAAUUUUUUGGAACUCAUUUGUACCGAAGUAUACAAAGCUGUAUUCAGGUGAGAGUCUGCGUUCACAGCCAUGUCUCAGAUUAUUUAGUUUCAUGGAUGUUUUAUGAAAGAUGAGUUAAGAUUUUGGUUGACAAGUGGCUACAGAAAUUCCUAUCUAGCAAAAGCCCCCCCUUACAAAGCAGAGAAGGGAAAACUGGCUAGUCUUGUACAUGAUGAAUUAUUGUAUUUGUAUAUCACAGAAUAUUUUCAUAUAUAUUUUAAAUGAAUCUAUUCUUAGGUGAAUGCCUGUUAGCACAUUUGGCUCCAGGGAGAGAAUUAUAACGUUUGCUUUGUUUUUUAGCAAAGUUUUAAGAAUAUGCCCAAGACCAGUAAAUAUAGAAGAUAAUACUUCUGCCCCUAGAAUGCCACUAGUUAACCACUUGACUCAUUUACUGACACCAAUAUACAACUAGUAUAUUUGCUGUAUCAUCUGUUUUAGUACAAUUUGUAACUACUUGUUUCAGUCUAACCUGCCCGGUGUAUAUUCAGAAUUCCUAUAUGUUAUUUCAAUUUGGUACUAAGGUCUUUCUUUCUCUCUCUCUUUCUUUCCUUCUUUCUUUUUUUUUUUUUUUCUUUUUUUUCUUUUUUUAUUUUUUUUGGCUUGGGAGAAAUUUUAGAAAAGGUUGCUUUUGUCUCCUGCUUCAGAAGUUAAAAAAAAAUAAAGAAAAAGGAAAAGAAAAAAAUCAGUAUUUAUUAUAUUUUUUGCAGAUGUUUCCAUGAAAUUCUCAUAAUCUUUUUUUGUAAAGAAAGAUGAAGAAAUGGAUUAAAGAUUUUUAAUAUUUGAAAAGGUAAAUAGAAAUAAUUUAUUUGUAAUAUAGUUCAGUUUAUUUAUUCAUGUUCCCUUAAUGCUUUUAUGUGCACUAUCACUUUAAUUUGAACAGAAUCUUCGUGAAGUUUUUGGGGCUUUUCAUUUUGGUUUUGUUUUUUGGUUUUGUUUUUUUAAGGAAAAAGGUCAAAAGCGUGUUUUAAGUAAUCGGGAUGUAAUUUGAUGGCCUACCUGCAUUCCCAAAUGUUAUUUUGAAAAUGUUUCUAAUAUGAAACAAAUGGCAAAAAAAAAAAAAUUGAAAGCCUUUAGACAGAGGAGAGUGGUUUUAUGGCAUAACGAUUUGGAUUUCCAUAGGAUUAUCUACCUAGAUGGGUGUGUGGACAGGAAAAUGUAAAUAGAUGAAUGUUUCCCAUAAUGUAAAAAGAGCAAAUUAAUAAAAUAAUUAAUGCACUGCUUGUAAGAGCUGUGGGUUUUCAAUGUAAAUUCACUCUUCCAGAACCACCAGAAUGCUUCGCUUGAUGUGGUCCAGGAUAAAAGCAUGACCAGCAGCGUGUUUCUCUUAAACAACCGUUGCUUGAGACUGAUUCCACAGAGCCUCCCACUUGCAGAACUUCUCACUGGAGCAAACCCCUCUGUGAUACCUUCCUGGAUCCCCAGCAGAACCCUCACAGGCACUUCUACAUGGAGCCAGACCCCACAGAAGUGUCAGGGGUUGGGCUGGUGUCAGCACUGAGCACUGAGCACUGAGCACUGAGCAGCACUGUGCAUUUCAGCACACACUAUCCCAUGUGCUUCUUUCCAAGAUAGCACUGAGCAGGGCCCAGCAGUGGUAGUUUCCCUUUGCCAGUGCCCUGCCUGCAGGCAGGGUUUCUCCCAGUCUGGGAAAUCAUGACAGCCAUCAAAUCUUGAACUGGGAUUAUUUAAUCUGGAGGAGACAUAGGGAUGUAGAGACCUUGUCGCUCUCUACAACAGCCUGAAAGGAGGUUGUGGCAAGUUGGGGAUCAGCCUCUGCUCCCAGGUGACAGCAAUGGAUGAAAGUGAAUGGCCUCAAGUUGUACAAGGGGAGGUUCAGGUUGGAUAUUAGGAGAAAUUUCUUCUCAGAAAGAGUGGUGAGGGAGUGGCACAGGCUGCCCAGGGAAGUGGUGGAGUCACUGCCCCUAGAGAUGUUCAAGAGCUGUGUGGAUGUAAUACUGAGGGACAUGGGCUAGUGUGCAAUUUUGGUGGUAGAUGGAUAGUUGGACAUGAUGAUCUUUGAGGUCUUUUCCAACCUUAAUGAUUCUACGAUUCUAUGACUGUAUUCUAUUUUCUGGAUGAUGUUGUUUGUGUAACAGAUUUAACACAUUUCAGUUUAUAAGCCCAACAGUUUACACGAACAGCACACCAGAGUUGUACCAUGUACCAUUUAUCUACUAUUACACCCUCAGCACAGAGAAAUCAGGAAGAUUUAUGUUCUAGAGGCAGGGAAACUUCUUACAGUUUGACAGCCACCAAGACCUAACGGUGGGAUUUCCUUUCCUCUGCUGGAACUUACGUCCUCCCUGGUCACUCAUAAACUGACAAACCAGAGAUGGCCAAAACAUGCUUAAAUAUUUAAAGACCUUUCUGCAGUGGCUGAUGUUUUCCUGCAAUGAGAACACAUCAGAGUGUAAAACAGCAAAUAUGCUUCAAACUAUUCCCUCAGCAGAAGAAUGAUAAAGUCUGAGCCGUGGCUCACAGCCCUGCCAUUUGUGCUGCUUAAAGUAAACUUGAUUCUUAUUUAUAUUCAGCAUUCCCUUCCAGCUCAAUGUUCCCUCCAAAUCAUGAGCCUUCCUCAAGAGCAUGGCUUGUUAUCAGUUUGCUUGCCAAAGUCUGUUCUCGCCUGUUUUGGAUACUUAUAUUUGCAGUAUGCAAUAGGCAAACAAUACAUUAUAACCAUCACUUUGAAGCAUGCUUACCCAUCAAGUUCACUGGGAGUCUGUGCUGACUUGGAGCCAGUUCUUUUUGAUUGCAAUUCAUGAUACAAAUGUUGGUCACUCGUUGGCAUUUGUCAUUGUAGUCUUUGGUGUAUACUUCAAAUAGGGCUUUGGAGUGGCAGUCAGUAGAGAAGGUUCUCCCUCAGUCCAUUGGAAAAGUUCUCCUUCAGUCCAUCAGGGAAAUUAUGACUCAGUCCAUUUAGGACACUAUCCUUUGUUCCACUGGUGAGGUUCCCCUUCCCUCUUGUGCAUCCCCGGAAGACACAGCCAGGUCUUCCCGUGCAGCCCAGGAUGCACACAUGGGCUUGCACUGAGGAAGUUUGGCAUCAACACCCACAGUUAGAAAUUGCUUGUCCCCUUUCCCUCUAGUCUGAUACUGUAUCAAUGGCCAAAAAUUUUCUGUCCCACCACACCAAGCUCAUUCAAACCUUUAUCCUCCCUUCCGUGUGCCGUCUUCAGGAUGGGGGUUUUCCAGUUCUUCAUGCCAUGCUCUGGUCCAUCAGGUACAUCUAAAUGCCAGCUGCAAACAUGAUGUGUUCAGGUUUGUCAGCCAGUGGCUGAGCUUUCCCACACUUAGGUGUGACUGGCAUGCAGCACCCCUUUGGGUCACGUGAAUGAAAAAUGGCAGCUCUUCUAUUUCUCUGAGAGUCACGUGCCCAGUCUGCAGCAAGACAAAGAGACGAGGAAAGGAGCAGUGCUUCCUGGUAAUUGUGUUUUUCAUGGUUCUCUUCACUGAUCAGGUAACAACAUAAUCAGAGAAAUUUGGGCCAGAAAAGUUCUGCUUGGGCAUUGUGUGACAACCAUCCCUUUCAGAUUGCUAUCUCCCAAGCUGCAGCAGGUAAGUCAUCACCUCACUGCUGCUGCUACACUUAAGGGAAAGAAAAAAAAAAAACACACACACAAAAGGAAAAAAUAUAUACAUAUUAAAAGAUACACAAAAGCCAGGCCAGGCUGUGGGAUGCCUUCACUUCUGUUGGGUAAGCCUUGGUGCAGAGCCCUCUGUCAUACCCACUCUGCGCCCAGCAGUCCUAUGGCAGUGUGCCUGGAUUUUGCUAUUUUCCAGCCAAGCAGAAUGGAAGCAAUUAUGGAUUUUGCCAGCUCUAUUCAAAGCAGAGAAAUGUUGGAGUUCUUCAGCACCGCUGGGAAAUCCAGAGGUUGCUCAGUCCCAGAGCAUCCCUGGGAAGCUGCUGCUCUGUGAUGUUUUAUAGCUGCCAAAGCUUCAUGGAACGGGAGAGUCUUUGUUCAGAGCUAAGGGGAAAAGCAGUAGGGCAGAGUGAGAAGGAUGUUUCUGUCUGUCAGGUGUUUCAUGGGGGUGAGAUAUUACAGAAUUACACAGAAUUGUAGGGUUUGGAAGGGACCUCUAGAGAUCAAGUCCAACCCCCUGCUAAAGCAGGAUCCCAUAGGAAGCAAGGUCACAUAGGAAGGCGUGAGACAGGUCUUGAAUACCUUCAGAGAAAGAGGUCCACAACCUCUCUGGACAAGCUGUUCCAGUGUGCCAUCACUCUGACGGCAAAGAUCUUUCUAUGUUGCAAGUGCAGACAGCUGCAUGCUGAGGCUCACAGCUGGGGUUGGAGGACAGAACGGAUCACAAAUGUGAGCCACUAAAAGGCAACUCCUCUCCAUGCAACUAUCCUGCAUCCCCAUGGGGAUGCCAAGCCUACCAGCUAUCUCUAGCUCUUAGCUGUACCGAAAGGACUAUCAAAGACAAAUCCUUAAUACAGUGUGGCUUAUUUUUCCUGUUGUAUUGGCUAUCAGUGCUCAAAACUGCCACUUGGAAUUGCUUCACAAGUGCAUGUUGCAUGUUCAGCACUGGAUUGCUGUGGUCCUUGAACAAGAACGGUAAUUUUUCCUUCUUUUGUUGUGUAAAAAAGUGUGUAGCAUUGAGAUGCCAAUGUAUAGCAAACACUGAGCUGGGCCAUGCUAUUUGUCAUCUCCUAGGGUGUCCAUUUUUUCUUUUUUAAGGGGGCGGGGGAAUAAGUGUUUGUGGUAAUAACUUACUGUGCUCAUUGUUUUGCUUGCCUUUGGAAGAAAACUUUCCUAUCAUCUGGGAAAAAAAAGAAAAAGAAACAAAGAACAAAACAAAACAAAACAAAACAAAAAAAAAAACAGUACGGAGACUUCUUCAACUUGUAGAUCUGGCAAAAUCACAUCUUCCCCAUGAAGUUUACACAGUUGAAUUUGCAGUGUUAGAAAAGAAAGGAGACUUCACCCCAGCAUUAACUGUCAGUUGUGUAAUUUGGCUGAGACAUAAAGAUCAGUUAUUUCCAUGGAAAAAUGCCUGCUUGCCAAUCUCCAAGUGACUCCAGAAGAGCAAUGCCUGAGCACCUGAAUUUUAAAUCACAAUCAUGUGUGAAAGGGUCCUAAUGCUCUGACUCAUCACACAAUAAAUACAGUGAUUUAAAAAGAUAUAAUAACAAGUGAUCUUUGUCAACAGUGCUGUAUGCCUAUACAUAUAACAAAUAGCACCUUUGAUAACUAGGUAGCAUGGAUCAAUCUGAGUGGCUUUUUGCACAACCAACCUAAUGUUUCAGCUGAGAGGGAGAGUUCCCUUUUGUUUACAUAUUUCCUGGCAAUAGCAUCAUGACGACUGCAGUCUGGCUGAGGGAAUGCGCAGGGAACUGGGAAGCCAGCCACACGUUAGCAAAUUGCGGUGUACUCCCUCACUUCUACCCUUUGUUCAAUUGACACGUGCUCAUCUCUAAAAGGGAAAAAAGCUGCGUGUGUAUUGCUAUGCAGCAUUUCACUGCAGUGAUUGGCGUCCACCAGCAUCUCCCAGGCAGCGCUGAGACUCGGUAAGAAGCAAUCCAUCCUCUGUGCUUGUCCUCAGCAAGCUGGUAGGAUGAAAAUAAAACCAGGAAACUGAGCCAAAGCAAAGCAAACCUGUUGAAGCAUGCAAAGCCUGCCAUUAGAACACAAUCCAUGCAGAUUUUGUUUGUCAACAGUUGCAUCAGCCAAUACAGCAAUAGUCUGAAAUGAUUUUUCACUGGAAACAUUUUCAUGUCAAGCAGAACAUGUGAGCUUACCAUUAAUGGUAUGAGAGUUUCCCAAGCACCAAGUGAGGGCAAUGCGAGUGCAAGCACGACACAGCUACAGCACCCAGCUGCAACAGCUGCAGCACAGGGGAGGUGCUGCCCAUUGUGCAGCAGGGAGACAUUGCACCAGAGGAGCUGUGUGUUUUCUCCCUGCCUUGCUCUUAUCUUAAGCCAGUCACCACUGGAGCGGGGUGAAGGAAUCUGCUCUGGCACCAGUAAUUGCACCCACCUGGGAGAGAGGUUUGGCAUUCAGAUUAUCCAGCUUUAUUCAGAUCUCUACAGACCUCAGUUCUCUCCCAGGUUUUUCAAUAGGCAAGUUGAAAUUCUGCUCCUCGGGAGUCAGCACAUUAAGUUUGCAUUGCUCUUUCAGCAUUGUAACAGGGAGCAGCAGUUGGAUCAGAUUUUUCAUUCUUCUCUCAAAAGGUCAAGGAAACAUGAAACUGCAAAAGCCUAAUUCUUCCCUGCACCGCAUUUGUGUAAACCCAGAGGGCAGCAUGGCAAUGGUAAUUUUAAUGCUUUUUUUUUUUUUCUUUUUGCCUUUUCAAUACAAAAUCCUUUGCGCAUCUGCUGACUGGUCACACAGCAAAGCAUUUACUUUUACUCUUCUCACAUUACUCCUUCCAAGAAGCUGAUUUGCUCAGAGAAGCUGUGUUGCCCCAUCCCUGCAGGCACUCAAGGCCAGGUUGGAUGGGGCCUUGGGCAGCUGAGCUGCUGGGUGGCAGUCCUGCCCAUGGCAUGGGGUGGGACUGGAUGGGCUUUGAGGUCCCUUCCAAUCCAAACCAUUCUGUGAUUCCAUGACUGAGAUGAGUAUUCACAGCACCCAAAAGGGUUCCAACCACUGUAAAGCAAGCAUGGCAAAGCAGGGGCUUGGCACAGCCUCAGCUGCACUGGUGUGUACUGGCUCCAAUGCCACACAGACACUGCCUGCAAUGCUGGUCACCCAUGUGCAUGGCAGUUGUAAAAUGUGACUGUCACAAGAAGGCAUUCAGUGAGAUAAACAUUCCUGUAGAGUGAUCUGAAAGCCUGGUUGGAGAUGCUGUGUUGUGCAGGCUAAACAUCAUGCGAAUGUUGAUGUUUGCAUCUCACAGAGUUUACAAUCCAAGACAGAGCCCUGCACCAGAAUUAACUGCUGUGGUCUGUUCUAGAUCUACUUGCUAUGGUCUCAUUGCUCAUCUUUGAAAAUGAGUCGUGUGUUUUAAAGCAUCAUAAACAUGCACAUUUUUCCUUUUACCCAGACUUCACAAGGAGAUGUGAAGGCAAAGUCUUGUCUCUAAAAUUCCAUCAUCCUGACCAGAAACCAGUCUUAUGAUACAAAGCCCAAAUCCAACACUUUACCUCAGCUGCAACACAGGACAACACAACAGAGCCCUGCUGUGCUCCAGGCCCUUACCGUGUCGUAGUGAUUCAACAGGAGCAGGGUGGAACAUCACUACUGUUCUUCCUCAAACAGGGACAUGCUCUUCUUUAAACUUAACGUAAUGCAAUCCAUGAAGAGACGCACUGAUAACAUGCAGACAUGCAUUGGCAGCUGGGGAGCGACCCACAGUGGGUAAACUAAUAAUACACACAUACAUGGGAUGGGCAGGGAGUAGGGAAAUGGCUUUUGGCCCUGCACCAAGCUUCAGAAAAUGCUGCAUGCUGGUGGUGUUGGCUCUUGGGAAGAAGACAGCAGUUUUACAGCCAUGAGGGUCAGGCCCUUUCUGGCUCAGCCAUGUCCCCCAGCAGCCAGGCCGAGGCCAUGCUGUCACCCAUCAGUCAUGCACACACAACUCCUUCCAAGUACAAAGGCACAGUUGCAAAAGCCUUGUUUUUCAUCAGGCUGCUCCCAGGAUUUAUGGGCUGUCACCCAUCUGGGCAAGCAGAGAUGUUUACCUGCACCUGGUGUCAGCUGGGCUCAGUAACAUGAUUACAACACUCCCACUGCUGCCCUGUCCUAUCUCUCCUCUCCAUCUCCAGCGAUAGAAAUAGAAAAUAAACAAAUACAGACUCAAAACACUACCCGGAUCCAAACCAUCUGAGGUGUGGGGCAAAAAGAACUCCUUGCGAUCCUUUUUUCCCCAGCCACUACAGCUCUCAGUUCCAUAAAUGAUCAGUCCUCCCCAAAGCCCGUAGUUCAUUCAAUC
Lagopus muta (rock ptarmigan) is the source of this 14376-nucleotide messenger RNA. It is a transcript of the gene DLGAP1, whose product is annotated as DLG associated protein 1. Gene Ontology annotation, biological process: signaling. Gene Ontology annotation, molecular function: molecular adaptor activity. Lineage: Eukaryota; Metazoa; Chordata; Aves; Galliformes; Phasianidae. Gene Ontology annotation, cellular component: glutamatergic synapse; postsynaptic specialization. The record is from RefSeq and is a predicted model, not a curated record. The coding region runs from base 1058 to 3985 and encodes 975 amino acids. The transcript is spliced from 13 exons.